Molecule: messenger RNA, 1290 nt
Organism: Vitis riparia (riverbank grape)
Lineage: Eukaryota; Viridiplantae; Streptophyta; Magnoliopsida; Vitales; Vitaceae
Exons: 1
Coding region: 95-1060 (321 amino acids)
Source: RefSeq, a predicted model, not a curated record
GUCUCCCAUCCCAUUCAUACCACCACGGCACCACCUUCAUACCAUCUACUCUCCCUCUCUCUUUCUGGACUUUCUCUCUCCAAGCCAGAGUAGGAUGCCACAGGUAGAUCUAGAAACCCUAGUUUCAGUCUGCGGCGGCGGUGGUUGUGACCGGAAGAUCGCUUGUGAAACACUAGCAGAUGGCGAUGUUGCACCAGAAGGAACAGAUCUCCCAGAAGUUGCUCCUGAUUUCCCGCCAGAAUCUUUCUGUAUUUCCAAAGACGCUGAACUCGAUUGGUUCGAUCGGAACGCGUUCUACGAGCGAAAAGAAUCCACCAAAGGAAACUCCACUUCCACUAACUUGAAUCCCAAUCACAAUUCCCAUUCGAAUUCUUCUUCUCAGCGAUUUUCUUUGAAUUUGAAGUCUAAGGCUUCGAUCAUUGGGUUGCCGAAGCCACAGAAACCUUGCUAUACUGAUGCGAAGAUCCGGCGGAACUGUCGAGCGUCAAAUACGCGACUGUUCCUGAAACGGACCGAGCCUACAGGGAAAUCUGCGGUUCCGAUGGCGGAACCGUCGUCGCCGAAGGUUUCUUGUAUGGGAAGAGUGAGAUCGAAGAAGGACCGAAGCCGUCGAUUAAGAAACCGACAACGGUCAAUGAAAUCGCCGGCGGAGAUGGCGACGGCGGCAGCGGAAGCAAAGAUGAUAAGAUCAAAAUCCGGAAAACAUAAAAAAGGUGGAUUCUGGAAGAACCUUAAGUCGAUAUUCCGGACCGGUGGCCGAGCAAAGCCAAUCAAGGGAGUUCCGGAGCCGCCAAAACAGUCAUCUCCAAGAAACAGCUUCACAGCCAGAGCACGGGAGAUGCACACAAGCGAACCGGAGUCGGAGCCUCCCACUCUGGGAGGGGUGCAGCGAUUCGCAUCCGGUAGGAGAUCCGAUUCGUGGAUAGGCGAUAUGGAAGUAGACGUGGCAAAAUCAGAGUCGUUGGAUCGGGAUUUCAUAUGGAGACGACGUGCGAUGGCCCCACCAAAGGAAGUUGAUUGCGGUCGUGAUUGGCAGCAUGCGGGACCCGCCUCAGCUUAAAUGGUUGUUGGGCUGACGCCUCACCCCCACCUUUUUAAGGUAGAAAGUAAAAAAACUAGAGUUUUCGGCGUAUUGGAUUUUGGAUUUUAUUUUUCCUCCGCUCAUUUGAUAUAAAUGUUGAAAUGAUAUGAUUUUUGUAAAUAUAUAAGGAAUGGUUUUGGAGUGAGCACCUGUAAAUUUGCCUCUAAUUUUAAUAAAAGCAAUUCGUGGAAGCCCACUGUUUCGGUGAA